AUGGUUCCAAAUGAAGCCCUUCAACUUUGGGGGAUAGUCCAGUUACUUCUGUAUUUCAGGUGGAAAUGGGUUGGCCUCGUCAGUAUUGAUGACAAAAGUGGAGACCAUUUCUUGGAGGUUUUCCAGUCAAUGCUUUCCCAGCAGGGAAUAUGUUCAGCCUUCACAAAAAGAGUUCCAAAAGAUCAUCCAAUGUGCAACAUCCAUGACAUUUUGGAAAAUCUUCCCAGUGAUAUUGCAAUGUUCCAAAACAGCAGAGCCAAUGCAGUGGUUGUAUAUGGAGAAAGCGUAACCUUGUUGUGGCUGGCAGAUCUUUUAUGGUGGAAUGACGUUGGGAUGCCCAUACUUGCUUCAGAACCUAAGUUCAAAAAUUCUUCAGGAAAGGUGUGGAUUAUGACAGCCCAAAUUGAUUUCAUAUUUAAUGCUUUUCAGACACAUUUCAGUAUACCAAUCUUCUACGGCACCCUUUCCUUCUCAAUCCACUCAAAGAGAAUUUUAGCUUUCGAAGAAUUUCUUCAGAAAGUAAAGCCUUCUUCAGCAAAUGAAGACAGUUUCAUCAACAAUUUUUGGGAAAAUGCUUUCAAUUGUUUAAUUUCAAACUCAGCCACAACAGGCCUAUGUACUGGAGAAGAGAAGCUGCAGAAUCUUCCUACGCCUUCCUUUGAAAUGAGCAUGACUGGCCACAGCUACAGCAUUUACAAUGCAGUCUAUGCCAUGGCACAUGCCUUAGAUAUGAUGUACUCAUCCAACCACAAUGCUAUGGCAGUGCCAAUGCCUCUAGACAUUGAACCCUGGCAGCUCCAUUCAUUUCUUCAAAAACUCUCUUUCAACAACAGUGUUGGAGAUAAAGUUACUUUGAAUGAACAUGGAGAAGUUAUAGAUGGAUUUGAUCUUAUCAACUUGAUCACUUUUCCAAAUAACUCCUACACCAGAGUGAAAGUGGGAAGACUGAACCCUAAGACACUUUUAGAGAAAGAAUUAAUGGUGACUGAGGAAAGAAUCCAGUGGCAUGGAGAUUUCACUCGGGUACCGCCUACUUCUCUGUGCAAUGAUCCCUGCCAGCCUGGUUUUCAGAAGAUCAAGAAGGAGGCUGAGCCCUUCUGCUGCUAUGAUUGUCUUCCAUGUGAAGAAGGGAAGAUUUCCUCUCUGAUGGAUAUGGAUAAUUGUAUCAAAUGCCCAGAAGAUCACUAUCCAAAUGAUGAAGGAAAUGGAUGCACUCCUAAAGUUAUACAUUUUCUCUCCUAUAAAGAACCUUUGGGGAUCACGUUGGCUUCAUUUGCUAUCACCCUUUCACUGACUGCAUCUUUUGUGCUAGGAGUUUUUAUGAAGCACCAGCAUACACCCAUCGUCAAAGCCAACAACCAGAAUCUCAGCUACAGUCUGCUUAUCUCCCUCAUCCUCUCCUUCCUUUGUGCAUUCUUCUUCUUUGACCGGCCCAUACAAAUAACUUGUCUUCUUCGACAGACAUCCUUUGGCAUCAUCUUCUCAGUGGCAAUUUCGUGUAUAUUAGCAAAAACCAUCACGGUGAUCCUGGCUUUCUUGGCCAUCCAGCCCCAUUCCAAGAUGAGUAAGUGGGUGGGGAGAAGACUGACAAUUUUUAUUGUUUUUUCCUGUUCCCUUGUUCAAGCAGGUAUUUUGGCCACCUGGCUGGGAUCCUCACCACCAUUCCCAGAUGUUGACAUGCACACAUUGGACAGAGAGAUAGUCCUGGAGUGUAAUGAAGGUUCAACUAAAAUGUUUUAUUGUGUUUUAGGAUAUAUGGGCUUCCUUUCCAUUGUAUCUUUCUUUGUGGCCUUUUUAGCCAAAAACUUACCUGACAGUUUUAAUGAAGCCAAGUUCAUCAUCUUUAGCAUGUUGGUCUUCUGUAGUGUCUGGCUGUCUUUUGUUCCAACCUACAUGAGUACCAAAGGAAAAUACAUGGUAAUUGUGGAGGUCUUCUCUAUCUUGACCUCUAGUACUGGCUUGCUAAGUUGUAUCUUUUUCCCCAAAUGCUAUGUGAUUUUACUGAGACCUGAUCUGAAUAUCAGGGAGCAUCUAAUAAAGAAAAGGAAAUGA
Molecule: messenger RNA, 2052 nt
Organism: Candoia aspera
Lineage: Eukaryota; Metazoa; Chordata; Lepidosauria; Squamata; Candoiidae
Product: vomeronasal type-2 receptor 26-like
Exons: 4
Coding region: 1-2052 (683 amino acids)
Biological process (GO): G protein-coupled receptor signaling pathway
Cellular component (GO): plasma membrane
Molecular function (GO): G protein-coupled receptor activity
Source: RefSeq, a predicted model, not a curated record